This is a messenger RNA of Lotus japonicus, 985 nucleotides long. Its product is annotated as homeobox-leucine zipper protein HAT22-like. The transcript has 3 exons. Gene Ontology annotation, molecular function: DNA-binding transcription factor activity, RNA polymerase II-specific; sequence-specific DNA binding. The record is from RefSeq and is a predicted model, not a curated record. NCBI's taxonomy places the organism in Eukaryota, Viridiplantae, Streptophyta, Magnoliopsida, Fabales, Fabaceae. Bases 153 to 770 code for a protein of 205 amino acids. Gene Ontology annotation, biological process: regulation of DNA-templated transcription.
UUGAAUUUCCAAGAUCAAGACCAAACCCAAUAAUAAAGUCUGUAUUAAUAAACCUCAUUCACAAAACCCAACUUUCCCAUUGACCAUAACACAUAAAACUUCAACUCCUUCUUUCUUUCCACCUCUCUUGAUUUCUCUCCUCUUUCUCUGCCAUGGAAGAUGAUGAAGAAUGCAGCACAGGGCUAUGUCUCGGGUUGGGAAUGGGAGGUUACAUGCCAAAAAAGGAGAACCAGAAAGUGAACAAGGUAGAGAGGUUCAUGUAUUUGGAGAAAAUCCCUGAGAGACUACAACAUUACCCGACAAAAAGCACUGAUUCCGAUCACAACACCGAUAACAAGAACACCUGCAGAAAGAAACUGAGGCUUACAACUGAACAAUCAGCCAUGCUUGAAAACUGCUUCAAGCUGCAUACCACUCUUAAUCCAGUCCAGAAACAAGCACUUGCUGAUAAAUUGAAUUUGAAGACUAGACAAAUUGAAGUUUGGUUUCAGAACAGAAGAGCAAGGACAAAGCUGAAGAAGACAGAGGUGGAUCACGAGUUGUUGAAGAAACAGUGCCAGAAUCUAAGCGAUGAGAAUCGAAGGUUGAAGAAGGAAUUGCAGGAACUUCGUGCAUUGAAAGUUGGAGAAUCAUCAGCAUUAUGCAUUCAGCUAUCGAAAAGAGCAACUCUAGCAAUGUGUUCUUCGUGCCAGAAACUAUUGAAGCUCAAUGAAGGGAACAACAACUUUUCCAAUAACCUCAAAUCAGAGAGCGACAUAGACAUAGAGUAAGAGGGUAUGAAAUAGAUUCCUAGAUGAAGGGUAUUGGAAUUUCAUCAAAGCUAGCAAUAGUAUAUUGAUAGUAGAAGAAAAGAAAUCAUACAUAGAUUCAUAUACUAGUCCCACAUCGGACAUAAGGAACUGGGGUUGCUAAGAUGGUGAUUAGGUGCCUCCUUAAUUAUUGAUUCAUUUACUAAUUAAUUAAAAUUUAUUCAGUAUUUCGUUCA